Molecule: messenger RNA, 1371 nt
Organism: Venustampulla echinocandica
Lineage: Eukaryota; Fungi; Ascomycota; Leotiomycetes; Helotiales; Pleuroascaceae
Exons: 2
Coding region: 1-1371 (456 amino acids)
Cellular component (GO): nucleus; cytosol
Molecular function (GO): mRNA binding; RNA 7-methylguanosine cap binding
Source: RefSeq, a predicted model, not a curated record
AUGGCAGCCGACAUGGAUAUUGAGAUGGACCUCGAUGUGGGCCUCACGGAGGAAGACCUGGCGGUCCAAGAUAUUGAAAUUAUCCCUGAUGUUCAGCAUUCAGUCGAUAACCAAGAUGGAAACCCGAUUCUCAGUCUCCCAAAUGACAACGACCCAACCGCUCAUGAGCUAGCUCUCAAUAAAAUCCACCUUCGAGGAUUAGACAACCUGACCACCAAAGAUAUCAAAGCAUGGGCAGGCGAACAUUAUAAUGCAAACAGCCCAGAACAUGUGGAGUGGAUCGAUGAUACGUCCGCGAACCUGGUUUAUGAAGGUGCAGAUAUUGCUCUAGAUGCUUUGAGGGCUUUUGUUACGGCGGAAGUUGCAGACGUCACACAAAUCCCGUUAAUGCACACUGUUCCCGCAAAGCCGCUCUCCACCAAGCCUGAAUCAAACCUUGAAGUCCGUCCUGCAGUAGUUGGAGACCGCAAACAGGCUGGAGCUCGUGACAGGAGCCGAUUUUAUUUAUUUAACCCCGAGUACGACCCAGCAGAGCGCCGCAAGAGAGGGGGAGGUGGAGGCAGAAAAUACAGAGAUCGCGAUGAUGGCGGAUACCGCAGUCAGCGCUAUGACAAUCGCGAACACGAAAAUCGCAUGAGGGAGGAUGCUGAGGCAGGCUUUGAUGCCAGUCUGUAUGAUGAUGAUGAAGCUGCAUUGGCGCGAAGGGCAGCUAAACGAAGACCGGAUUCUUCAUCGGAUAGUGAUUCUAGAGGGCGGCGCGUGCGGUUCCGUGGCGCCAGUGGAAAGGAGCUUUUCCCAGAGCGAGAGUCGGGAAAAGGCAGCGGCAUACUGAGAGAUCGCAGUGCUUCACCUAUGCGUGGAGAUGAUCGAGAUCAAUAUCGCGAGGAGGCUCGAGAAAUCGCUCGACGGAAGCAAGUGGAAGCGGCCUCAGCAAAUCGCCUUAGGGCACAGGUUAUCAAGGCCCAUAUGAACGAAACUGUUACCACCAAAGAACUUUUUCCCCACAAAACCGGCGUCAAUCAUCGCCGUUCUGACGCAUUCGAUGCUGCCGAUGAAACAGCAGACCUAUUCGCUCAUAAAAUGGCUGUGCCAUUCACCGAUGGUGGUGCAGACGAUCGCUCAGGACGAACUUUGACACAAACCUUGGCGACUUCCAACCGAAAAUUGAACAACGAGACGGGCUUUAGCAUCCGCGGUGCUGCUAAAGCCCAACCUGCGCCAAGCUUCAGUAUCAAAGGUGCGGCAUCUGGCGGCCAAGCAAAAGAGCUAUUCCCGGCACAUUUCGGCGAAAAUUCUGGAAAAGAGCUGUUCUCGGAAAGGUUGGAGGGUAGAGGUCGUCGGAGGCAGAAGGCCGAAGAUUUAUUCCACUGA